This is a messenger RNA of Acaulospora colombiana, 173 nucleotides long. The record is from the annotation of a GenBank genome assembly. Lineage: Eukaryota; Fungi; Glomeromycota; Glomeromycetes; Diversisporales; Acaulosporaceae.
UCGGAGAUAAUCAUUCAGAUUGGAAAUGCGAGGGCUAUGGGGCUAGCACGCGAGACAGACUACUGCGAGCGUCAGGCAACGGCGCUUUUUCGCUGCUGCUGCAAAGUGAGGUUCUCUCAGAGGGGAGAGAUGGAGAAUGAGCGAGAGACGGGUAACGAGGGGAUGGGAACAGG